Molecule: messenger RNA, 558 nt
Organism: Acaulospora colombiana
Lineage: Eukaryota; Fungi; Glomeromycota; Glomeromycetes; Diversisporales; Acaulosporaceae
Source: the annotation of a GenBank genome assembly
AUGGAUGCUGAAGCUACUGGUAGCUGUGGUUUAGAUAGUGCAAAAGUGGAGGUAGAUGAUGGUAUCGAAAGGAUGAAUGGAGGUAAAGGAAAGGCAAGUGAAGUGGAAGAAAUUGAAGAGAUGGUGGAAGCGAAUGAUUUAAAUCCCUCGAACAAUUCCCCAAUCCAAUCAACUUAUAAUUCUAACAUUGGCACCGGAAAUUUGAAUCACUCGAAUUCGAAAGAAGCUUAUUUAAAGUUUGUUGAAAAUCCGAAAGAGGUUGCGAGAACAAGUGGAUACAUUGAGGAGAUUGGAGACAGGAAUAGUGAUGCACUCGAAACAUUAUUAUUAGCUUCCACGAAUUCCACAUAUACUUCUACAAUCUCAAUUUCAACCACAGCCGUCACAACUCCCUCAAUAAACAACACAUAUAAUAAUUCCGCAAAAUCACACCCAACACUCACAUAUCACGAUAACUAUUAUCAAGACGACGAUUUCAUAUCAGCCGAACCUUCCAGUAGCAGAAGUCCAAAUAUUGAAAUCGGUAGGUACAUCAUAGACGCGCGUGCAGUAGAUUGA